Messenger RNA from Heterostelium album PN500, 702 nucleotides. RefSeq lists its product as uncharacterized. The transcript has 4 exons. Bases 1 to 702 code for a protein of 233 amino acids. Lineage: Eukaryota; Evosea; Eumycetozoa; Acytosteliales; Acytosteliaceae. The record is from RefSeq and is a predicted model, not a curated record.
AUGGAGCACUUUAAUUCAGUACAAUCAUUUGAUGACUUUCCCACGGAGAGGUUCAAGGAGCAACUAGAGGUUCUCUCAACUUCCAAAGAAUCAAUAGACAAAGCCACACAAUUUGUAGUCGAGAAUGUAUCGGUCAUCGAUGACCUAUUUGAAGUUCUCUUAAAUAGAAUGAGAAAAGUAUGUGUAAUGAGCAAAGUUGAAGAGAAUUCAAUCUUAAGAAAAAAAGAGAGAGGGAGAGAAGAGUGUAUAUGGGAGAAAAACAAUAUAUUUGAUGAUACUUUACUAUCAAAAGCAAAUUCAAUACUUUCAGGAACUAUAAAUUACAAAAAGCAAUUCAAAUUGUCCGAUUGGUCAUUCGACGAUAUCGACAUGACAAACUACUAUUUUGAAUCGUCAAACAACAACAACAACAAUAAUGAUAACAACAAUAAUAAUAUAAAUUUUCACCAAUCACAUCAACAAAAUAGUAUGAAUAUCGAUCAAUUCAAUUAUAAUACAACAGCAGAUAAUUAUAAUAGUAAUAGUAAUAGUUAUCAAAAUAAUAAUAAUAAUGUAGAUUUUAAACAACCACAACAACAACAACAUACAAACUUUAAUAAUAAUGAUAAUAAUCAACCUAUGAAUAUAGAUUACCAACAAGAUAGGCCAUAUUCACCAAACUCCACUAAUAAUUAUCAAUUAUUAUUUGAUUAUAGAAUUUAA